AAAGGCAGUCCGGUAAAGAAAAUGGUUUUUGGUGGUUGAAGCUUCCAUAUGUUUUGAGAAUUCUUAUGCGGAGUAAUAUUGACGAAGAAGUAUCUGAGGGUUUCUUUAUUCUGAGAACGGAAUCUGCGGAUAAAAAUGAGACCGAGAAUUCAUACGUUGUUGCAUUUGAGGAUCAAAAUGAUGCCAGAAACUUCUGUUAUCUGCUGGAAUCGGUUUUUGAAGAUUUAGGUGGUUUUUGCACCGAUAUUGUUCCUGCAUCAACCAAGGAUCUUCUCAAAGAAGUGAGUUUGUCCGGGAAGAAAGUGAUCGUUGUGAAGAAGAGGCAGCUCACUUUGUAUGCCGGCCAACCAUUUGAAGACGUCGAAAGAGCAUUGCAUUCUUUGAUCCAAGAACAAUGAAUAUAGCAGCUGGAGAUUUUCACAGAAGAUCCAGGAAAUUGAGAGAAACAGAACAUUGGAAAAUAUCUUCCAGAGAUUUGAUGUCAUGACAGAACAUUGUUAUUAGGACAUGAAAAAAGGAACAAAACAACUGAUGUAUAGCUCUGUAUUCUUCAUCAAUGGAAACCGACGUUUGCUUUUGUUGCUU
Molecule: messenger RNA, 585 nt
Organism: Tarenaya hassleriana
Lineage: Eukaryota; Viridiplantae; Streptophyta; Magnoliopsida; Brassicales; Cleomaceae
Exons: 3
Coding region: 66-398 (110 amino acids)
Source: RefSeq, a predicted model, not a curated record